AACACACAGACACCGACCUCAAUGUUUUGGCUAUUGCUGUGGUGCCGGGCAGGUCAAUAAAAAUAAUAAAAAAUCUGUGCCUGACUAGAGCUUUUCUAUCAAAGCGUGAUUUCAACAUAUUGAUUUUCUUCGUAAUUUUACUACGAAAAGAAAACCCCUGCUUUAAUAUUUAUUUUCAUUCACAUCACAUUAAACUAUUAUAAAUGAUGUUGGGCAAAAGUGUGUCUUCAAAUGCUUGCCGGUCGUGCAGCGACACUUCCGACAUAGUCCCUCUGAACACAUCACAACACCUCUACUUAAAACCUAUUGCCAGGAUGAACAUUUCCGUUCAACUGCCACAAAUGAAGGCACCUGGCAAAUCGAUUUCUAGCUGGGAAGUAAUGGAAAGACUGAAGAAAAUGGCUAAGCCUGAGAAAUUCAGCAUCCUCAAAGUGACAAAGAGCACGCUUGAAUUCAUUAGGUUUGAGGGCGAAAUUGACAGCAAAGCUAAGCUGAAAAGCGUCAUCGACAAGCUGGACAUGAUGACAAUUAAGUUGUCUGGAUUUACAGACGCACUCAAAGUGCGCGCGGCAGAAGCCAAGCUUCCCUUCCCCACGCGGCAUGUUUGGGACAGCUUUUUCAGAGAAGCUAAAAACAUGAAUGAAAUGAAACCGGGAGAGCGCCCAGACACGAUCCACAUAUCAAAUCUACCAUGCAGAUGGUUCACCUUGCCCGAGCUGCAGGAGAAGGAGCCCAAGCCGAGCGAAUACAUCUUCCGCAAAGUCUUUGAGUCAUAUGGUGAAGUGCGGUAUGUGGACGUACCGUGCAUCGAUCCUUACAGGUCUCGGAUGAAGAACAAGUCAGGAAUCAAGACAUUCUCCUUUGACGAUGGUGUCAUGUUUGAAGGCUAUGUGCAGUUCAAGGAGUAUGUCGGAUUCCUGAAGGCAAUGAGCGCCCUCAAAGGGAUGCACCUGAUGUACAAAGAAAAGGACAAAGUGCUGGUCGCUUCCAUCAGGGUUGACUUUGACAGGACGAAGCACAUGACGGACCACGCCAUCAAAAAGCGGCACGUGGAAAGGGAAAGACUGAUCCUGCAGGACGCCGAGCUAUUGAACAAGGAGAGAAAGUUUCUGGAGUCUGUAGAGUCAGAGAAGGAGCAAAUUGUCAAGAAAAAGGAGGAGGAAGUGUUGGGUGCCCUGCUAGUCGAAAAGGAGAAAAUUGAACAGAAGAAAAGGGAGAAGAUGGAGAAAAUCAAGAAGGCUGAGAAGCAGAGGAAGAGAAUUAAAAAGAAGCUGGCUGAGGAGGAAAUGAAACUAAAAAUGGCAAAGACCAAAUUGGAAAAUGUGGAGCUUCUCGGGAUGCUUUUGGAGAAAGCAAAGAAAAAGAAGAAAAAAGAAGUGAAAAAGAAGAAAAUCAAGGGUGUCGAGCCCAUUGCAGACAUAGUUGAACAAGUUUUUGAGAGCGUAAAGGAGGAGGAGAAAGACCUCUUGGUGAACAGAGAGCUAGAGCUGCGAACCAGGCUGUUGCUGAAGUACAAGCGGAAUAUCGGCAUAUCAGCAGAGAGCCAUGACAAAGACCCCAAAGAGCCUCCAGACCCAGAACCAAAGUCAGAAGAACAGAAACCUGGAUUAGCCGUGCCAGAGGAAUUGGUUGACAAAAUCCUGUUUGAUGAUUCUGAAAGCGAGUUUGAACUUGUGGAAGAUGACGAGGUGAUAGGGAAAUUAAACACUGAUGAAGAGGUCACUGACGAAGACGCUGAGAAAAUUGUGACAGAGCAAAGCACUGAGGAGGAAGCAACUGACGAUCUGUUUUCAAUUGAGGCGUCUUGCUCUGAGGAAAGCGAGUCUGAUGGGGAAAUCAAAUCUGAGGGAGAAGCUAGUGACAGCGUUUCUGCUGCCAGCGUCAGGUCUGAAAAGUCAGUUAAAUCUUUCGGCGAUACUAAGGAGGUUAUAAAGAAAAAGAAACUUAAAAAAGAAAAGAAAAGAAAGAAGAACAAAGAGAAGAAGGGAAAGGAAAAGGAAAAGGACGUCAGGGAAGAAAAAGAGUCCAAAGUUGACAGAAGAGUGGAGGUGGUGUCAAACCACUGGAAAAGCACAACACGCCACUAUACAGACCGCGAUGGCAAGCGCCGCGGCGACACCUGGAUAGAAGGGAAGCAGGUGUACGAGAUAGAAGAGAGCCGCCUGCCACCUUGGCCGUGUGCACCUGACUUCUAUGGCGGAAGCCAGCACCGCGGUAACGCGGACGCCUACAACAGGUACUUUCGAAAAUUUAACAGAAGUUUAAGCAGGGAGAGACGUAUUAGGUCAAGGAGCGGGAGGAGAAGCCGCUCAAUCAGCAGAGACAGACUCUGUUCCAAGGGCAGGUACAUGUCGAGGCGCCGCUCCAGGUCGACCUCCAGACGCAGAAACACCGCUGUGGUGAGACGCAGGUCCAGGUCCCCGUCCAGGUGGAGGCGAAGGUCCCGUUCAAGGAGCAGGAGAAGAAAUAUCUUGAGAAGGCGGCGGAGUCGUUCAUCAACAAGGAGUUACUCUACUCUGAGUCUGUCAAGCAGCGGGUCAAGGAGCAGAUCUCUGACCAGCCCAGUAGCGGCUAGAAGGGCGGUCAUCAAAUCGAUGAGCAAGUCGCCGCCAAGGAUGUGCGUCAGGAAGGAAGUCAAGAAACCGAAAAAGACAAUAUCACUGGUCAAGGCUGAAAAAGCGAACGUAAAGGAGCGACCAAAGCCGCUAAUCAUGAAAAUGCCGUCCAAGCGACCAAAGAAGGUGCCUAAGGCAGAAGAGUCAGUGCCCGUGAAGGAAGAGUCGCAAGUUCUCCCUGUUCCAGAGCAGACUAUCGAAACGGAAAAGUCUGCAUCCCCGCGGGUAGCGUCGCCGAUUCCCACCGAUUCCAUUCCGUUGCCACAAUCGCCGCUGAAGGAGGCGCUGCAAAGCGUGCAGGAGGUUCCUGACUCGGCCGCCAUUGAGCCUCACAUUGAGGAUGAAGUCACUGACGUUUGCACAAGUGCUCUUGUGUAAGGUCUUGAAAGUAUGGUCUCAAAGAGUUUAAAUUUGUUUUUAUUGUCACGCACUCAUUUGGGAGAUCAACAGUAAAACUGGUUAAUUAUUCACUGCUAUGUGUUAAAUUGUGAUAACAAUCGUCAACCUUGAAAUAAAAGAUACAACUUCAUUCACACA
Molecule: messenger RNA, 3152 nt
Organism: Cloeon dipterum
Lineage: Eukaryota; Metazoa; Arthropoda; Insecta; Ephemeroptera; Baetidae
Gene: Xe7
Product: Xe7
Exons: 7
Coding region: 204-2993 (929 amino acids)
Source: RefSeq, a predicted model, not a curated record